Durusdinium trenchii is the source of this 576-nucleotide messenger RNA. Lineage: Eukaryota; Dinophyceae; Suessiales; Symbiodiniaceae. The record is from the annotation of a GenBank genome assembly.
AUGCUGAAUGUCGGUUGGAGUGCGCUCACUCUGUUUUCCAAGGCAAGCUUCAUGAAAGAAGCUGCCAAGACAGGUAAACCAGAGGCGAAGAAGAGACCUUACAACAAUACCAACAGGGCUCAGCGCGCAGCUGAGUCUGACAGGAAGGAGCACCGGAGCUACAAAUCAACUGCUUUGGACCCAAGUCGAUUGACUGCCCUCGAAUUUGCCAAGUGUGUGAGUUUGCAGCAUGACAUGCGCAUAGGAAAAUCAAAAGCAGGCACCCAAAGAUGCGCUGCGUCGGUUGAUGCCUUCCUGACCGUGAUUUACAACGGGGUAGCAGAGACCCUGCCCGACAGGUUCAUCCGCCGUGGCAGAUCUUCGGGGCAAGAGGACCCCGAUUUCGACAUUGAUUCUGACUGCGAAGUGGAGGAGAUGCGUGACUUCUUAGAUACUCCGGGCAAAGGCCCCGUGUGGCAGAUGCUGCAGCACAAUGAAAGGAAAGUUGCCAAGUAUAUGGACCCAGGCACUGUGGCAGACUUGUAUCAACACUAUGUUGCAACACGUCAAAUGUUCGGGGCCGUUGCAGUAUCGUAG